AUGUCCUUUGUCCCAGUGAAUCCCAAACCAUUUUUGCAGGAGCUCAUUGGAAAGCCCGCGCUCGUUCGUUUAAAAUGGGGUCAGGAAUACCAGGGAAUACUCCAAUCUGUGGAUAGUUACAUGAACCUUCAGCUCUUGAAUGCUGCAGAAUGGGUUAAUGGUGAAAAAACCGGUGAUUUGGGCGAAAUCUUUAUCCGUUGUAAUAACGUUCUUUGGAUCAGUGAAAAAGUGCUUGAGGAAUCCGAAACAAAAGAGUAA
Messenger RNA from Schizosaccharomyces osmophilus, 258 nucleotides. RefSeq names its product Sm snRNP core protein Smf1 (gene smf1). Gene Ontology annotation, molecular function: RNA binding. Gene Ontology annotation, cellular component: catalytic step 2 spliceosome; U1 snRNP. Gene Ontology annotation, biological process: mRNA splicing, via spliceosome; spliceosomal snRNP assembly. Lineage: Eukaryota; Fungi; Ascomycota; Schizosaccharomycetes; Schizosaccharomycetales; Schizosaccharomycetaceae. The transcript has 2 exons. Bases 1 to 258 code for a protein of 85 amino acids. The record is from RefSeq and is a predicted model, not a curated record.